Megalops cyprinoides (Indo-Pacific tarpon) is the source of this 1315-nucleotide messenger RNA. RefSeq names its product desumoylating isopeptidase 2 (gene desi2). Bases 478 to 1068 code for a protein of 196 amino acids. The transcript is spliced from 5 exons. Gene Ontology annotation, molecular function: deubiquitinase activity. The record is from RefSeq and is a predicted model, not a curated record. NCBI's taxonomy places the organism in Eukaryota, Metazoa, Chordata, Actinopteri, Elopiformes, Megalopidae. Gene Ontology annotation, biological process: protein deubiquitination.
UGCCCUAAAAAGCUGCCGCUGCCUCUUCAUCCGUUCCCGUUAAAAGGGAAAAGGUGUAGCUCAAUAAAACAACCAUUCCCGGGUCCUGUUGCCUCGGUGUACUAAUACUUUCAAGAGCUCAUUCCAUUUUGAAGUCUGGAUGGCAGUAUCACACGAGAAGCGUUUACUUUGUACUGAAUCAGCGUCCUGUUUUGCCAGUAUUUUUGAGCAAUGGUAACCAGCUAACGAUAGCUAAUAUCGCUACAAGCUAGCUAACGUCGGCUAGCGAGAAGAUCGGAUACGGAAUUUACGAGGUUAUUCCUAAUUUUUGGAGAAUCGCAUUCGAAUGCCGCAAUUUCACGGAAAACCGACUUCAGCUCGCAACGGGACGAAGAGGGGAGAUCUGAAACGUUUGCUUGUUUGUUAGCUAGCCGAAGUGAAGGAAAAUAUUUAAACUGGGCGUUUGUGAGACAGCAUCUGGAGACGGAAAUAUUCCUGAUGGCAAACGAGCCGGUCAUAUUGAACGUUUAUGAUAUGUACUGGAUCAAUGAGUUCACCACCUCUCUGGGAAUAGGCGUCUUUCACUCAGGGAUUGAAAUCUACGGCAGAGAGUUCGCCUAUGGAGGACACCCGUACGCUUUCUCAGGAAUCUUCGAGAUCACGCCUGGCGAUGCCUCAGAACUCGGGGAGACCUUCAAAUUCAAAGAGGCCAUCGUUCUGGGCAGCACAGAUUUCACAGAGGAGGAUGUGGAGCGCAUUGUGGAGGAGAUGGGGAAGGAGUACAAGGGAAAUGCCUAUCACCUCAUGCAUAAGAACUGCAACCACUUCUCCUCCACCCUCUCUGAGAUCCUGUGCGGCCGCGAGAUCCCGCGCUGGGUGAACCGCCUGGCCUACUUCAGCUCCUGCGUGCCCUUCCUGCAGAGCUGUCUGCCGAAAGAGUGGCUGACCCCCGCGGCCCUGCAGUCCAGCGUGAGCCAGGAGCUGCAGGGCGAGCUGGAGGAGGCCGAGGACGCCGCCGCCACCGCCUCCCUGCCCUCCUGCUCCGCCUCCCCACUGCCCAGAGCCAGCCGCCACCAGCCGCGCCGAUAGGCCCUGCCUCCGCCGCCAGCCGAUUGGCCCGGCUCCGACCCUCUGGACUGAACCGGCCUACCACCUCCGACAGCCUAGCGGUCCAGCAGCUGCAAUAAGCCUCUGCCCCAAGCACUGACUGAAUGUGCAGUAUUAGAGUUGGGGGACUACACUUUUUUUAAAGGAAAACAUUUUUGUGUUUUUUUAAUUGUUCUUCGGCCUUUUUUGUUUUAUAUACUCAGGAUUCCGGAAGACACAGUCCAGUUAA